Molecule: messenger RNA, 2181 nt
Organism: Acyrthosiphon pisum (pea aphid)
Lineage: Eukaryota; Metazoa; Arthropoda; Insecta; Hemiptera; Aphididae
Product: CD109 antigen-like
Exons: 11
Coding region: 16-2166 (716 amino acids)
Cellular component (GO): extracellular region
Molecular function (GO): endopeptidase inhibitor activity
Source: RefSeq, a predicted model, not a curated record
UGCACACCACUCUCAAUGUCUGCUUGUCGCCAUGAAGUAUUAUGUACCGUUUUCGUAUGUUUGUUGUAUACAGUGGCGCCAACCGGCCAAAGUCCAAAGUUAGUGGUUCAGUUCCAGUCGCCUGUCCAACCGGUUGUGAAACCGUACAUCGGGCCAGGCGCCGUUGUACAGCCAGUGACGCGGCCGCCGCUGGCCGGCCCGUACGCGUUCUCUCGCAUACCGGCACCAGUGUGGAACAAGCCGCGCGUCUUCCUAACACAUGCCCUUCAGGACACUUGGCUAUUCACUAACCUAUCCACAUGGCAAGACGGACGAGCUUCCAUGAAAUCCACGGUGCCAGAUACGAUCACUUCGUGGGUGAUCACUGCAUUCUCAGUCGAUUCACUCUAUGGACUCGGUCUUCUCGACUCACCCAAAAAGCUAAAAGUAUUCAGACCAUUUUUCAUUUCUGUCGAUUUACCAUACUCAGUGAGAAGAGGCGAGUAUGUUUCCAUACCAGUGGUGGUGUUUAAUUAUCUGAGCAAAGACGUUACAGCUGACGUGACUUUAGAAAAUAUCGGUCAGUUUGACUUCGCAGACACCUCCAAUGAUGUCCGAGAUUCAAAAUUGGAAUUGUAUAAACGGAAAUCAUUAACUAUCAAAUCGAAUAGUGGAAGUCCAACAUCGUUCCUAAUACAAACCAAAGAUCUAGGUUACAUCAGCAUUAAGUUGACAGCUACCAGUAAAUUGGCUGGCGAUGCUAUAGAAAAGAAGCUAUUGGUCAAGCCGGAAGGAGAAACCAUUUAUAAAAACAAAGCGAUCUUUGUCGAUCUCAGGAAAGAAUCAUUGUUUGAAAAGAACAUAACUUUAGAAAUUCCUAGCAACAUUGUUCCAGACUCUGAAUUCAUCGAAAUCGGAGCAGUUGGUGAUAUUUUGGGGCCAAGCACAAUGAACUUGGCGUCUUUGAUUCAAAUGCCUUUUGGAUGUGGUGAACAAAACAUGUUGAAUUUCGUACCCAAUAUCGUAAUUUUGGAUUACUUGAAAAAUACAAAACAAUUGACGACUGCUGUCGAAACAAAAUCGUUGAAAUACAUGGAAACUGGGUACCAGCAAGAGUUAACGUACCGCAGAUCAGAUGGUUCUUUUAGUGCUUUCGGAUCGGCAGAUGCUAGUGGUAGUACGUGGUUGACCGCUUACGUUGUCAAGUCAUUCAGACAGGCAAUGCCAUACAUACCAAUUGAAGAAAAAAUCAUAAUCGAAGGCCUACAGUGGUUGUCUAACAAUCAGGCAAACAAUGGUAGUUUCCCGGAAGUGGGCUAUGUCAGUCACAGUGACAUACAAGGAGGAUCCUCAAAAGGACUGGCGCUCACCGCCUAUACACUUAUAGCAUUUUUGGAAAACCAAAAGGCCACUCCUGUUUACCGCAAUACAAUUAAUAGAGCCGUAGAAUAUCUGGUGAGAAACUUACCGGGAGUAGAAGAUCCGUACGCGAUCGCCAUCUGCUCGUACGCAUUGCACUUGGCCGAUCAUCCGGAGAAAAACGUAGCUUUUAACCUACUCGAAUUGAAAGCUAAUACUGUUGAUGGAAAAAAAUGGUGGAAACGGAUGGAUCGUGCUAACGAUAAAAAAAAUCCAUGGGUCCACGAGCCUAAUUCGGUUGACGUAGAAAUGACCGCGUACGCCUUGUUAACCUAUUUGCAAAGAGAACUUGUAGAAGACGGUUUGCCUAUACUACACUGGUUGGUGUCUCAACAGAACGAUCAAGGAGGGUUCGCUUCUAGCCAGGACACAGUGAUAACGUUGUACGCGCUUUCUCAAAUGGCCGAGCGAAUUACUCCGGGUACUUUAAAGUUAUCUGCCACAUUUUCUUACAUGAAAAAUGGACAAUCUGAACUAAAAGUAACCAAAGAUAACGCCAUGGUGUUGCAGUUGAUCGAACUCCCAAAGCGUACACGCAUCUUGAACGUGACAGCCACCGGUACUGGAUUAGCCAUCAUCAAAGUGUCUUACAGAUACAAUGUAAACGUAACCGGCGCUUGGCCACUGUUUUCGCUAGAUCCGCAAGUGGAUAAGAACUCGAACGCCAAUCACCUUCAGCUUUCCGUCUGUUCCGGGUACAUGUUUUUUUUUUUUUUUAAUUAUACUAUGAAUGUAUGUGGCUGGCUUAUGACUGUACCAUUGAACUGAAUAUAUGGAACGCGC